AGUAGGCUACAGUAGAGAUGCAAUGAUGUAGAGAAAAUAAUAAUAAAUAAAGCAACGUGCAUAUUUUUUGUCGUUUUCAUUCUUGUUGAACCUUAGUGUCUGAUAUAGCCUUCUGAAGUCGUUGAUUUAAAGCUAAACCGUGGAUCCGACGUCAACACCAGCGUUUGUUUAAAUCUUAAAUUCAUGGACAAAGACAAGUGUGGCGACAUUCGCGCUCAGUGCUCCUGGAUGGACAUGCAUCAGUUCAUUGGUGAUCUCAUCGCAUCUGGAAACACCUUGAAGAAUCAGCCAGAUGUGCUGAACACAGCGUGGGGCGUGGCUGCCGCUGGAGGAGGAGGAGGAGGAGGAAGAGGAGAAGAGGCUCUGCGGUUCAAAGGUGCUGCACUUGAACCUCGACUACAAACUCGACCUGCACGAGACAAAUCAGAGACAGAGCCAGGCCGACACACCCAGCCCGGGACAUCACAGAGGAGGACAGAGACCAGAGACAGGAGAGAAGAUGUGCAUAACGCCUGCACCUGCCCUGGCUGCCCUUACUCCACUUCUCCACCUUCCUUUGAGACUUUGAAACCCAGACAAUCUUUGUCCUCACCCCCACGCUCAGAUGCUGUAUGCCAGGCCAAAGACCUCAGCAGCACAGCUGCAGUGAGCCUCAGCAUGUGCUUACCAGACACCACUGAACCAGGCAGCACCCCAUCUGAGCUGGAGACCAGGUCGUCCGGCCAGCCACAGAGGGAGGAUGCAGACAGAGGGACUCAGAGCCCAGACGAGACCCCUCCGUCCUCCAGCUCCUUGUCCCACCUCUCCAUGUUUCCCUGCUUGUGUUGCCAUCGCAGCCUGCAAACCUGCACUCAGAUACUGGGCCACCAGGAAGGCACAGAUUCCCCAUUUUCUCACACUCACGCCCAUCAUCAUUUUCAUCACCACCACUGUCCGAUAGCCUCUUGUUUACCCUGCCCGCAGCUCGCCCGCUCUCAUGCUCCACAGCUCUCCGGCCCUUUUCCCUGCUUGUCUUGCCAGCGCUCUUUCCCUGCCUGCACUCAGGUCUGCCACCACCAGCACAGACAAACACACACUGCGCAACAAGAGGAAAGAGGCAGGACGGCCUUGUUGUCGCUGCAUCCCUGCAUGCACUGCUCUGCCUCUUUUUCCAGACCAUCCCAGUUGCUGCAGCACCAGCGUUCUGAGCACGCCCACAAACCAUCCGGCUUCCUCUGCACAGAGUGCGGCAGGGCCUUCAACUCGCACAGCAACCUCCGCAUCCACCUCAAUGUGCACACCGGCGCCCGGCCCUACUCCUGCUCCGACUGCGGGAAGAGUUUUAGCCAGUCUGGGGCUCUGAAGAUCCACAGGCGGAUCCACACAGGUGAAAGGCCAUAUUCUUGCGGAUUUUGUGGCAGGGGAUUUCCUCAUCUGGCCGGGGUCCGGGCCCAUCAGAGGACCCACACUGGAGAGAAACCCUACUCCUGUAGCCAGUGUGGGAAAUGUUUCACGCAGUCAGGAGCUCUGAAGAUCCACAUGCGCAUCCACACAGGAGAGAGGCCCUUCAUCUGCAGCUUCUGUGGGAAAGGCUUUUCCAACCGCUCUGGGAUCCGCUUCCACUACCGCACAGUCCACGGUCUGGACCCCGAACACGCCGGAGAAGCUGGAGCUGGGGAUGCAUACCGUGGACAAGCAGGCCGUGCUUAUCCACCACCAGGGCGUCCCAGGACUUUUCCUCCAGCCAGCGUAGGUCUGAAUGCACCUAACAGCACAGAUAUCAGCUCACACGCAGCUCCACACUCCAGAGACGCUCCUGUGUCGACCGCUGCUCAUCCUGGCAGUGAGAGCGGAUCUCAGUCAGAGUCAGGCAGCAGCAGGGAGGGGCUUCUGUACGCAUGUGAAGACUGUGGCCUGCGCUUUAAGGAUGCCCCGUCCAGGAACAGACACCAGACUCUGAUGCACUACUCCUCUGAGGGGAGAGAAGAGGAGGAGGGGCAGAGGAAAGAGUUAAGCUCAAACCAGAGGGUCUGCGAUAACGGUGGAGAGUAAAUCCACGCUGUCGGUACAACACAGCAGGCUGAACAUAAACAACAACAAAACACAAGAGUAAAUAGUAUUCAAAAACAAGUGUCGAAAUUAUGUGUUCAAUAUGUGCUGUAGCUGAAUAUUGCUCCUUUCACUUUGACAAGUCUGUGAUAUAGCAUUACCGCUUUUUAGGCUGUUGUACAAAUUAAAAUUUUAAAUUUCAUAUUUGUAACAACUCAGAGGAUUUUAAGAAGAGAUACCGUUUAUAUUAUAUACAGAAGCUCAAUUGUGCCUGUUUUUGAAACAGGUGUUUAAAUGAAUGAUUUUUGAAAGAAGUUCACGCUUUGAAGAAUUGGUUGACAUUUUUCUAUUAGUGAGGAAUCCAGCCG
Molecule: messenger RNA, 2396 nt
Organism: Plectropomus leopardus (leopard coralgrouper)
Lineage: Eukaryota; Metazoa; Chordata; Actinopteri; Perciformes; Serranidae
Source: RefSeq, a predicted model, not a curated record